AUGCGGGUCAACCAGCUGCCUGCGCCUUUGCUGGCGCUUGUUGCAGCGCCGCUGGUUCAUGGCUUCUACCUUCCCGGUACGUCCGCCUAGCACAAACAAGACCCGACCUCAUAGCUCGGACCAUAUUGACGAGCUUGCUGUACAGGCAUAACACCAACGAACUACAAAGAAGGCGACCUCGUACCGCUCACAGUCAACCACCUGACACCAUCACAAUCUGCGCGCGAUACCCAAGUACGAUCGGCGUUCUCAUUCGACUACUACCAUAGCAACUUCCACUUCUGCGAACCGAAGGACGGGCCGCAACAUGUCUCGGAAUCACUGGGAAGCAUCCUCUUUGGGGACCGCAUUCAGACAUCGCCAUUCCAGUUGCGCAUGGCUAAGAACGAAACAUGCAAAGCAGUAUGCGAUGUGGUAGAAUUUGAACCAAGAGAUGCCAAAUUUGUGAACAGGAGGAUAUGGCAGAACUACAUAAUGAACUGGCUGGUGGAUGGACUACCAGCCGCGCAAAACUACAAGGACCCGACAACUGGGACUGAUUACUACCAACCUGGUUUCUUGCUUGGAGAGGUGGAGAACGAGCAGCCGUAUCUGAUGAACCACUACGAUAUCUUCAUUGACUAUCACGAAGUUCGGAAAGGAGAAUACCGCGUUGUGGGCAUUCUGGUCGAGCCAGCUUCGCGAAGGAACUCGAAACGAACAGGCAAAGGAGAGGACAUGUCUGCAGAUUGCGGAGAGGGCGGAUCAGCUCUGGCACUGUCGGAGAAGGAUCCUACCAAAGUGACCUGGACCUACAGCAUCUACUGGAGGCCCUCACCAACCUCGUUCGCGACCCGAUGGGACAAAUACCUCCACGUUUUCGAUCCGAAGAUCCACUGGUUCUCGUUGAUUAACAGUGCGGUUAUUGUGAUGUUCUUGAUCGGAAUGGUCAGUACUAUCCUGGUCAGGACUCUCAGGAAGGACAUUGCGCGCUACAACCGCCUCGAUCAGCUCGGCUUGGAUGAUCUGAAUGGGAACAGUGCCGAAGAUGGCAUUCAGGAGGACAGUGGUUGGAAGCUUGUCCAUGGCGACGUCUUCCGCCCACCAAAGCAUUCCUUGGCACUGUCAAUCCUGGUCGGCAAUGGCGCGCAGCUCUUCAUGAUGGCCGGUUUCACAAUUGCUUUUGCUGUGGUCGGAUUCCUUUCGCCGAGUAACCGCGGUAGUCUUGCGACGGUCAUGAUUCUCCUUUACACCUUCUUCGGCUUUGUUGGAGGCUACAUCAGCUCUCGGGUCUACAAAUCAUUCCAGGGCACCAAGUGGAAGCAGCUGUUUGUCUGGACACCCACUGCUGUCCCUGCUGUUGUCUUCGCUACCUUCUUCCUUCUCAAUCUGUUUGUCUGGGCAAGACAAUCCUCCGGCGCAGUACCUUUCACCACUAUGCUUGUCAUUGUCGGCAUCUGGUUCGUCAUCUCCGUCCCGCUCUCUGUUGCCGGAUCCUGGAUCGGUUUCCGCCAACCUAUGGGAGAUGCGCCCACUCGGACCAACCAGAUUCCUCGGCAAAUCCCUCCUUCGCAGGGCUACCUUCGCCUCGUACCCAGCAUGCUUCUCGUCGGUGUCCUUCCCUUUGGAGCCAUAUUUGUCGAGCUCUACUUCAUCAUGAGCUCGCUCUGGAGUAACAGGAUCUAUUACAUGUUUGGAUUCCUCUUCCUGAGCUUUGGCCUCUUGAUCGUCACGAGCGCGGCGGUCACAAUCCUCAUGAUAUACUUCCUCCUCUGUGCCGAAAACUACCACUGGCAAUGGAGGGCAUUCGCUAGCAGCGGAGCCAGUGCGCUGUACGUGUUUGCGUACAGCUUCCUUUACUGGGCCAGGAUGCUCAGCUUCAGCUCCUUUACGGGUGGAUUGCUGUACAUGGGAUACUCAGUGCUGCUGAGUCUGCUAUGGUUCUUACUAAGUGGUAAGUCUGGAGGUUUAAUUCCGAAGGCAUGUUGAACGUGUGCUAACUGUUGAACAGGCUCCAUAGGAUUCUUCGCAUGCUGGUUGUUUGUGCAUCGGAUAUACGGUUCUCUCAAAAUUGACUAG
Messenger RNA from Lecanosticta acicola, 2058 nucleotides. The record is from the annotation of a GenBank genome assembly. Lineage: Eukaryota; Fungi; Ascomycota; Dothideomycetes; Mycosphaerellales; Mycosphaerellaceae.